UAGUUUAUAGUGUAGUAUUUAUUUUUCAAACAAAAAAAUGGAGGGAGCUUUGCAAGCUCCAAUAAUUGAUCUUAGGUCUAUAGAUCUCACUGAUUCACUCAAGAAGGCAUGUAUUGAGAAUGGAUUUUUUUACCUCAUAAAUCAUGAGGUAGAAGAAGAUUUGAUUCGACGAGUUUUCGAUGGAAGCAGAGGAUUUUUCGAUCUAUCAGUUGGAGAGAAGAUGAAGGUGCUUCGCAAGAAUCAUAGAGGAUAUACACCAUUUUAUGAUGAGAAGCUUGAUCUUGUUGACAAUCCUAAAGGGGAUCCAAAAGAAAGUAUCUAUUUUGGAGCACCUGAAGACAUAUCACCCUAUGGUAAUCUAAAUCAGUGGCCUCCCGAAGAAAUUUUGCCAUGUUGGAGAUCUACAAUGGAAGAAUAUUACAGAGUUAUUCUGAAUCUUGGUAAAAGAGUACUCUCACUCAUUGCUCUAGCUUUGAAUGUGAACGAAGAUUUCUUUGAAAAAGUUGGUGCUUUUAAUCCUCCGGGGGCUCUUCUUCGUCCUAUGCAUUAUCCAGUUGCAGGUGAAAUAAACUAUUGUGAUCAAUAUAUGCAUGGUUGUGGAGCUCAUACAGAUUAUGGAAUGAUAACUAUCUUAAUCACCGAUGGUGUUCCUGGACUUCAGGUUUGUAGAGAUAAAUUACAGAAACCCCAGAUUUGGGAAGAUGUGCCUCAGUUGAAUGGGGGUUUCAUUGUUAUUGUUGGAGAUAUGAUGGAAAGGUGGACAAAUUGUUUGUUUAGGUCAAUAUAUCACAGAGUAACAAAGCCAGAACAAGAACGUUAUUCGGUAGCGAUGUUUUUCGAUCCAAGUCCAGAUUGUGUUGUGGAAUGCUUGAAUAGUUGCUGCAGUGAAUCUUCUCCUCCUAGGUAUUCAACUUGCAUUAUGUUUCCUCCAGUUAGAGUGGCAGACUACUUGAAGGAAAAUUACAACAUUACAUAUGGCUACCAGUAAAUAUGUGCAACAAAAAUAUCACUGAGGAAGAGAUGAGAACUGGUUAAUUUGUUCACCAAUUUUCUUAAAUAUUGAGGAGCUUUUUAUGUGUGCCAAAAAAUAAUAAUAUGGAACGGUUUGACUUUUAGACCAUUAAUUUUAUCGAGUCGCUCUACUAAAAGGGAGGGACGUUACGUUUAUUUGUUUUUCUUUCUUUACGUGAAAUUCAUGUGUACUCACUCUACACAUUCAGAUAUUGCAUGAAACAUCUAGUUUUUGGUCCUGUAAAUUGUAAUAUGGUCUCCACUUUCUUUACUUCAGUUAUUAUUUGAACUUA
This is a messenger RNA of Solanum tuberosum (potato), 1304 nucleotides long. RefSeq names its product probable iron/ascorbate oxidoreductase DDB_G0283291. Bases 38 to 988 code for a protein of 316 amino acids. The transcript has 11 exons. NCBI's taxonomy places the organism in Eukaryota, Viridiplantae, Streptophyta, Magnoliopsida, Solanales, Solanaceae. The record is from RefSeq and is a predicted model, not a curated record.